Molecule: messenger RNA, 3121 nt
Organism: Saimiri boliviensis boliviensis (Bolivian squirrel monkey)
Lineage: Eukaryota; Metazoa; Chordata; Mammalia; Primates; Cebidae
Gene: CBLN4
Product: cerebellin 4 precursor
Cellular component (GO): synapse
Molecular function (GO): protein binding
Source: RefSeq, a predicted model, not a curated record
CCGGAGCGGAAGGAAGGAAUCAGGCGCCUCCUCGCAGACGCCCCCAGGGGCUCCCGUCCGCCCUGAGGCUCCCCUGAGUUCGCCAGGCCCCAGGGCUCUGUGGGGCGGGCUCCCGGCCAGGCGCGGUCGGGACGCCCGCGGGUCUCCAGGUUCCGGGCAGCGCGCAGCGCGGGUUCGCGGCGGCUCAUCCAUCUUCGCGACCCGGCCUGGCAGCGCCGCGCUCCGCUCGGAGGACACUCGGUUGCAGAGUCCCGCGGGGGGAGGGACGAGGGGACCCUCAGCCCCGUCCUCGGACCCAGAUUGAGCAGGGGAGAGUGGGAGCUGAGCUGGGGCCGGCGCAGGGCCCGGGGCUCCUCUCUGGGCACAAACCCUUUAGGACACGCUCUCUCAGGGGCUGAGUGGCCUCGAGCCUUGCCAAUCAGCAGUUCCGUGCACCCCGCUUGCUCUGGGGUGCGUCAAAUGUCAGCAGAGAGCUGCUCAGAUGGGGUCACCAGACGCCUUCUCCUCCCUUUCCUGGAGCCCGCGGGUUGCGCAAUAAACCAACCCCAGCCGGACGCUGCGCUCCUAUAAAUAGAGCGCGUGUGCCCGCUUCGCGUUCUCCGGGCUGCGCGAGGAACGAGAAAGUUGUGCGCAGGGACCGGGGGAGGGAGGCUGGGCAGGAGAGAACCCCGCCGGACCAGCCGCCCUGCACGCUGCGCCCUGCGCCCUGGAACUGAUCCCGCGAACCUGCGCUUUCGGAGCCCGGGACCCGGCUAGCUGCUGCCUACCUCCCUACCUCUGGGUGACACCAGGUUUGAGGGAAUUUUGGACCAAGCAAAAGUGGGAGUCACUGGCAUCCUGGCCAUGAACACAGCCUCGCGUUCUUCUCAGCCUGGGAAACACCUUCUGCCUCCGUAACUCGUCCCUGCCGCAAGCCAGACAGGACUGGCACCCGCUCCGCUGGGCACCUGCCACGCUUGUGGCUUCCCUUUGAGUCCCUUUUUCUGUUCCUGCUCCGUGGUUUACCUGGUGGUGCUUGAGUUUGGGGUGAUAAUUUAUUAUUAUUAUUAUUUGCUUUGAGGUGUGAAUGUGAGGCUUUGGUGACUUUUCGAUGUCUAGGAACAAGGGUGGGCACAAGGGCCCUAGGCAGGGCUGAUUCUUGGGCAGAGGAGGGUAGGAUCAGGGGUUCUGCAUGAGCUCCUUAAAGGACAAAGGUAACAGAGCCAGCGAGAGAGCUCGAGGGGAGGCUCUGACUUCAAGCCACAGAAUUGGUGGAAGUGUGCGCGCCGCCGGCGUCGUUCCUGCAGCGCUGUCGACCUAGCCGCUGGCAUCUCCCCGAGCACCGGGAUCCCGGGGUAGGAGGCGACGCGGGCGAGCACCAGCGCCAGCCGGCUGCGGCUGCCCACGCGGCUCACCAUGGGCUCCGGGCGCCGGGCGCUGUCCGCGGUGCCGGCCGUGCUGCUAGUCCUCACGCUGCCGGGAUUGCCCGUCUGGGCGCAGAACGACACGGAGCCCAUCGUGCUGGAGGGCAAGUGUCUGGUGGUGUGCGACUCGAACCCGGCCACAGACUCCAAGGGCUCCUCUUCCUCCCCGCUGGGGAUAUCGGUCCGGGCGGCCAACUCCAAGGUCGCCUUCUCGGCGGUGCGGAGCACCAACCACGAGCCAUCCGAGAUGAGCAACAAGACGCGCAUCAUUUACUUCGAUCAGAUCCUGGUGAAUGUGGGUAAUUUUUUCACAUUGGAGUCUGUCUUUGUAGCACCAAGAAAAGGAAUUUACAGUUUCAGUUUUCACGUGAUUAAAGUCUACCAGAGCCAAACUAUUCAGGUUAACCUGAUGUUAAAUGGAAAACCAGUAAUAUCUGCCUUUGCGGGGGACAAAGAUGUUACUCGUGAAGCUGCCACUAAUGGAGUCCUACUCUACCUAGAUAAAGAGGAUAAGGUUUACCUAAAACUGGAGAAAGGUAAUUUGGUUGGAGGCUGGCAGUAUUCCACAUUUUCUGGCUUUUUGGUGUUCCCCCUAUAGGAUUCAAUUUCUCCAUGAUGUCUAUCCAGGUGAGGGAUGACCCACUCCUGAGUUAUUGGAAGAUCAUUUUUUCAACAUUGGAUUGAUGUCUUUUAUUGGUUUCUCAUGGGUGGAUAUGGAUUCUAAGGAUUCUAGGCCUGUCUGAACCAAUACAAAGUUUCACAGAUUAUUUGUGUGUGUGUGUUUCAGCAUAUUUGGAUUGGGACUCUAAGCAGAUAAUACCUAUGCUUAAAUGUAACAGUCAAAAGCUGUCUGCAAGAUUUAUUCUGAAUUUAAUUUCCUGGGAUUACUGAAUUUGUUACAGAUGUGGAAUUUCAUUUGUUUAGUUUCGAAGGACUGGCAACUGGGUCUAAGCAUUAGAAAAGUCUAAAGUUCUGACUUCGAUCAACAGUUAGUGUGAUACUGCCAAAGAACUGUAUACUGUGUUAAUAUAUUGAGGAUAUUUGUUUUUAUUCCUUUGGAAUUAGUUUGUUUGGUUCUCGUAAAAAACUGGGACUUUUUUUUUUCAGUAACUGGCAUUGUGUUUUCUCUAAAAAGAAGGUAAUGAAUGGCUUGCCCACAAAUUUACCUUGACUAUGAUAUCAUCAACAUGACUUCUCUCAAAAAAAGAAUGCUUCAUAGUUGUAUUUUAAUUAUAUAUGUGAAAGAGUCAUAUUUUCCAAAUUAUAUUUUCUAAUAGGAAAAAUAGAUCAUAAAUCUGAAAAGGAAAAAGUUGCUUACCCGAAAUCUAAGUGUUCAAUCCCCAAGCCUCGGCAAAACAGCCCUGCUCCGAGGGAAACCUUAUACUUUAUUGCUCAACUGUAAUUAACAUGAUUAAUAAUAACCACUUUAUUAAAAACCUAAGGUUUUUUUUUUCUUUAGACAUGACCACUUUGUUAACUGGUGGUGGGAUGCUGUUAUUUCUAAUUAUACCUAUUUUUCAAGCCUUCCGUUGUAUUUGAAGUAUCAUCUGGUUUUGCCUUAACUCUUUAAAUUGUAUAUAUUUAUCUGUUUAGCUAAUAUUAAAUUCAAAUAUUCCAUAUCUAAACUUAGUGCAAUAUCUUAUUUUGUCUUUUGUAUAGGUCAUAUGAAUUCAUAAAAUUAUUUAUGUCUGUUAUAGAAUAAAGAUUAAUAUAUGUUA